Molecule: messenger RNA, 7900 nt
Organism: Oncorhynchus kisutch (coho salmon)
Lineage: Eukaryota; Metazoa; Chordata; Actinopteri; Salmoniformes; Salmonidae
Product: transcription cofactor vestigial-like protein 4
Exons: 6
Coding region: 4663-5439 (258 amino acids)
Biological process (GO): negative regulation of DNA-templated transcription
Molecular function (GO): transcription coactivator binding
Source: RefSeq, a predicted model, not a curated record
AUUGAAUGGGGUCGUGGGAGAGAAGAUAGUCGCCAGGGGUAGUUGGCUAGCUAACUAGCUUGGUUAGCAGCUUCACUGUGUAGCUAGGCUGAGUCUGAGAUGUGGCGCAACGUCCCUUUUGUCUGAAAACUGUUUGCGGAAAAAUAUAUAAUACCGAUGGAGCCAGCCAACUGAUUUUCAGAACAUCUAUCUACAGUUCGUUUUGACUAUCGGUCAUCUGAUCUGGACCUCGAACACAUUGACGGACACUUACUGGCUAGCUGGCUAGCUGGCUGCUAACUUUGAUGUUAGCAAGUAGCCAGUACGAGUAAAUGGUUUUCACGAGAAUGGACCUGUUGAACUAUCAGUUCCUGGACAAAAUGAACAACAAUAUCGGGAGACUACACUACGAAGGAAAUCACGCACAGAACGAGCAGUAUGGCUGGUGGCAUUGUCAUGCUGGAGGGACAUGUCGGAAUGAGCCUGCAGGAAGGCUACCACGAGGGAGGAGGAUGUCUUCCCUGUAACGCACAGCGUUGAGAUGGCCUGUAAUGACACAAGCUCAGUUCGAUGAUGCUGUGACACACCGCCCCAGACCAUGACGGACCCUCCAAAUCGAUCCCGAUCCAGAGUACAGGCCUCUGUGUAACGCUCAUUCCUUUGACGAUAAAUAAAAUAAAAUACAAUUUUAUUUGUCACAUACACAUGGUUAGCAGAUGUUAGUGCGAGUGUAGCGAAAUGCUUGUGCUUCUAGUUCCGACAAUGCAGUAAUAACCAACAAGUAAUCUAGCUAACAAUUCCAACUACUACCUUAUAGACACAAGUAUAAGGGGAUAAAGAAUAUGUACAUAAAGAUAUAUGAAUGAGUGAUGGUACAGAGCGGCAUAGGCAAGAUACAGUAGAUGGUAUUGAGUGCAGUAUAUACAUAUGAGAUGAGUAUGUAAAAGUGGCAUAGUUAAAGUGGCUAGUGAUACAUGUAUUACAUAAGGAUGCAGUAGAUGAUAUAGAGUACAGUAUAUAUGUAUACAUAUGAGAUGAAUAAUGUAGGGUAUGUAAACAUUAUAUUAGGUAGCAUUGUUUAAAGUGGCUAGUGAUAUAUUUUACAUCAAUUCCCAUUAUUAAAGUGGCUGGAGUUGAGUCAAGUGUGUUGGCAGCAGCCACUCAAUGUUAGUGGUGGCUGUUUAACAGUCUGAUGGCCUUGAGAUAGAAGCUGUUUUUCAGUCUCUCGGUCCCAGCUUUGAUGCACCUGUACUGACCUCGCCUUCUGGAUGAUAGUGGGGUGAACAGGCAGUGGCUCGGGUGGUUGCUGUCCUUGAUGAUCUUUAUGGCCUUCCUGUGACAUCGGGUGGUGUAGGUGUCCUGGAGGGCAGGUAGUUUGCCCCCGGUGAUGCGUUGUGCAGACCUCACUACCCUCUGGAGAGCCUUACGGUUGUGGGCGGAGCAGUUGCCGUACCAGGCGGUGAUACAGCCCGACAGGAUGCUCUCGAUUGUGCAUCUGUAGAAGUUUGAGUGCUUUUGGUGACAAGCCAAAUUUCUUCAGCCUCCUGAGGUUGAAGAGGCGCUGCUGCGCCUUCUUCACGAUGCUGUCUGUGUGGGUGGACCAAUUCAGUUUGUCUGUGAUGUGUACGCCGAGGAACUUAAAACUUACUACCCUCUCCACUACUGUUCCAUCGAUGUGGAUAGGGGGGUGUUCCCUCUGCUGUUUCCUGAUAAACGCGAAUCCGACCAUCAUCCCUGAUGAGACAAAACCGCGACUCGUCAGUGAAGAGCACCUUUUGCCAGUCCUGUCUGGUCCAGCGACGGUGGGUUUGUGCCCAUAGGCGACGUUGUUGCCGAUGAUGUCUGGUGAGGACCUGCCUUACAACAGGCCUACAAGCCAAGCCCUCAGUCCAGCCACUCUCAGCCUAUUGCAGACAGUAUGAGCACUGAUGGAGGGAUUGUGCAUUCCUGGUGUAACUCACACAGUUGUUGUUGCCAUCCUGUACCUGUGCUGCAGUUGUGAUGUUCGGAUCUACCGAUCCUGUGCAGGUGUUAACACGUGGUCUGCCACUGUGAGGACGAUCAGCUGUCCUUCCUUUCUCCCUGUAUGGCUGUCUUAGGCGUCUCACAGUACGGACAUUGCAAUUUAUUGCCCUGGCCACAUCUGCAGUCCUCAUGCCUCCUUGCAGCAUGCCUAAGGAAUGUUCACGCCGAUGAGCUAGGACCCGGGGCAUCUUUCUUUUUCAUUCAGCAGAAAGGCCUCUUUAGUGUCCUAAGUUUUCAUAACUGUGACCUUAGUUGCCUACCAUCUGUAAGCUGUUAGUGUCUUAACGACCGUUCCACAGGUCCAUGUUCAUUAAUUGUUUAUGGUUCAUUGAACAAGCAUGGGAAACAGUGUUUAAACCCUUUACAAUGAAGAUCUGUGAAGUUAUUUGGAUUUUAAUGAAUUAUCUUUGAAAGACAGGGUCUUGAAAAAGGGACCUUUUAUGUAUUUCCAUGAACUGAAGUUCAGUUUCAGUAGGUGAACAACAAGUGGCUACCUAGCUAUUACUUACUCACAAGGAUGCCUAAAUCAUUUCUAAGAUUAAUGAAAAUGACUGAAGUUUCUACUGCUCAUUGUUUUCAGGCUAGUUGUGUUGGUGCUACAUGGGUACCAAGCUAAAGCGGUCGAACAAAUGCCUUAUUACCAACGUGGUAUUGUAAACACAUCGUUCGUGUAUGGUGUGUGUUUGUUUACAGACUUCUUAUGUACAGCUUUGACAGUGCUAAUGAUAGUAGUGGUUGCGCUUGGCUUGCACGUGCAAAUUCAGCACACACAUCAUUCUCUAAUAGAAUUGUGUUAUUUCACGGGUCAAAUUAAAAGCUUAUUUAACGCGUCUAUUUGACGCGUAUAUAUUCUUUGACAAGUGAAGACCCACUCGGCGUUCCAUAUCUGCAAGCUGUUGGCUAGAGCCAAUACUAGAGUGGGCACAUUUGAUAUACACUGAGUAUACAAACAUUAAGAACACUUGCUGGUUUCCAUGACAUAGCCAUGAUCCCUUAUUGAUGUCACUUGCUGGUUUCCAUGACAUAGCCAUGAUCCCUUAUUGAUUUCACUUGUUAAAUCCUCUUUAAUCAGUGUAGAUGAAGGGGAGGAGACAGGUUAAAGAAGGAUUUUUAAGCCUUGAGAAGGAUUGUGUAUGUGUGUCAUUUCAGAGUGAGCAAGGCAAUAGAUUUAAGUGCGGGGUAUGGUAGUAGGUGCCAGGCGUCACCGGUUUGUCAAGAACUGCGACGCUACUGGGUUUUUCAUGCUCAACAGUUUCCUGUGUGUAUCAAGAAUUGUCCAAAACCCAAAGGAAGUCCAACAAACUUGAUCCAACUGUAGUAAGCAUUGGAGUCAACAUGGGCCAGCAUCCCCGUGGAACACUUUCGACACGUCCAUACCCCAGCGAAUUGAGGUUUUGAGGGCAAAAGGUAGGGGUGCAACUCAAUAUUAGGAAGGUGUUCCUAAUGUUUGGUAUACUCGGUGUAUAACGCAAAUUUUUUUUUGUGACAAUACCAUCAGUAAGGUUAAAAUGAGAUGGAAACCCAGGGCCUCCCUGGUGGUGCAGUGGUCUAGUGCACUGCAUCGCAGCGCUAGCUGUGCCACCAGAGACUCUGGGUUCGCAGUCGGCCGCAACCGGGAGGUCUGUGGGGCGACGCACAAUUGGCCUAGCGUCGUCCGGGUUAGGAAGGGUUUGGCCGGUAGGGAUAUCCUUGUCUCAUCGCACACCAGCGACUCCUGUGGCGGGCCGGGCGCAGUGCACGCUAACCAAGGUUGCAAGGUGCACAGUGUUUCCUCCGACACAUUGGUGCGGCUGGCUUCCGGGUUGGAUGCGCUCUGUGUUAAGAAGCAGUGCGGCUUGGUUGUGCUUUGGAAGACGCAUGACUUUCGACCUUCGUAUCUCCCGAGCCCGUUACGGGAGUUGUAGCGAUGAGACAAGAUAGUAACUACUAACAAUUGGAUACCACCAAAUUGGGGGUAAAAUAUAUAUAUAUAUAUAUAUUUUAAAAUGAGAUGGAAAUCCAUUUAACUUGUAUUCGGUACAUAGCAGUUUAAGCUCAGUGUACGUAAAAAUGUUCUAUGUCAUCUCGUCAUCCGCAAGAAGUCAUUUUGAUGGAAACGCAUCUCUGGUAGGAGAAUUUGCAUAUUUUAUUAAUGCAUUUUUUUGCACCAAUUGGAUGGAAACCUAGCUAGUGUGACUGCAAGGCUUGACAGACAAGGUAAAGCUAAACCUUUUCUAGCCGACUAAACUCAAUUCCACGAUUUACAAUGGAUUUGAGUGGCGACUACUGUGGGUGGACUGGAGCUCCAAUGUCACAUUUAUUGAAGAUUUUUAUCAAAAACUAACUACUGAUUUCAGCACCCAAAGAAUAUCCUGCGAUUACACAGAACAAUGUGUGUAAUUGUGGGCUAUUCUUUGGGUGCGUAAUUCAGCCGUUUCUGAUAAAAACUACGUCGGAGCUCCAGUCCCCCCACUAGUUGCCGCUCAACUCCAUCGUAAAUCGUGGAUUUGAGUUUAAUCGACUAAACCUUUUCUAGUCCCCAUUUCUCAGGUAAUGGUCACAGCAGGUGACUAGAUCCAGAGUAACUAGAUCACGUGGGGGAGCAUGGCAAACUCCUAUUAUUACUGAUUUAGUGUUUUAAAAUGUUCUGAAUACUCGGCAGUUCUACAUUAUUGAGACAUGACCAACUUGGUUUGCAUGCAAAGUAUAAACAGAGUGUUCUCUACAGCUGAAUCUUCUCUCACAGGUGAGUCCAGGAUGCCGUCGCUGCCCUCUCCAAUGACCAACAUGAGGACCGGUCCUCCCCCCAUCUGCCCCAGCAAAAGGAAGUAUGGCGAGGAGCAAGUAGACGACUGCGUUGACUGUGACAACAACCACAUGACCAAAAUGAGUCGACUGUUUGCUGCUCAACUGGGACAGCCUGCCGGCGGAGACAACCGCAACGACCCUUGGAUCCUCGGCCACAGCCCCGUGGAGUGCAUCACUUCCUCCUCCAACGGCCUCCAUGGCAACCACUUGUAUGACUCCAUCCCCUCCUAUGCGAUGGACCAGCCUCUGGCUCUGACUAAAAACAGCAUAGACUCUGGAUUGGGUGGCACAGAGAGGCCUGCCAUGCCCGGCCCUGUGGACAGACCACAGAAUCGUCCCUCUGUGAUCACCUGUGCUCCUGCAAGCAAUCGCAAUUGCAACCUGUCUCACUGCCACAAGUCUCACAGCCCCAGCCCACCCAUGGAUCAGAGGAAGGCUGAUGAUAACACUGCGGUCGACCCUGUGAUCGAGGAGCACUUCCGCCGCAGCCUGGGGAAGAACUACAAGGAGCCCGAGCCUGUCUCCAACUCUGUGUCCAUCACAGGCUCGGUGGACGACCACUUUGCCAAGGCCCUGGGGAAGACCUGGCUCCAGAUCAAGUCCAAGGGGCCGGGGGGACACCCCCACAGUCCAGAGGCCAACUCCUGAAAUACUGGCCGGACCUCCCUCACUGUUGAAUGGUGAACCACAACCAUUUCUUUGUCUGUGGCAUCAGACAAGUGCACCGAUUGACCUCCCUAUACCAUUAAUUGUCAAGCUUGACUUCCCUGAGCUCAGAACAACACUAGACAAGACAAUGAAUUUCCAGUUUUAAUACUGUAUUAUACACCAAAGCUGGCCUUUUACAGACCUUGGGGGGUUCUCCCUGCUCUUAUUGUUUGACUGACACUCCGAUCUGGGAGGAUUUGAUACAUUUGUUCAGAUAGGGUAGUUUUGGUUUGAGUCCAAGUGUUCAAAUUCUUCAUUUUGAAAGCAGAAAUAUCCAUUUGAGGAGCUCUCUAGGACCCGUAUUGGCAGCCUUGAUGUCAGCUUGUUUUUAUUUGAGGUGUAUAAUUUUAUAUAUUUUUAACACUUACCCUGACAGAGAUUCCCAAAAUGACCAAUUAAUUUGGCCUUUGAGAAGGCAUACUGUUCGGUCUUAACUCCCUCAUGCCUUUCUUAUUAACCAAAGAACUUGCCUGCUGCUUCAAACAAAAAGCCAUUAUCUGCUUUGCUUCUCUUCUGUUUUCAUCCUCCUGCCAUCUCCGUUAACUCUCCACGUGACCCUGUGUUUGUGUUUUUGUUGGAAAGGAAGGCCGGCUCUGAUUUGCACUAUUAUGUGUUAGAUUGAGGUAGUGGUAACAGCAUACCUGUUUCAUUUGGAGCAUACAGUACAUUUGUAAGAGUGUGUUUUUGUUUGUUUUAACAAUACUAACAGUUGUAAUGCUAUCAAGGCUCUCGUCUCCCUCUGGUCACAAUGUUUCUCUCUCUCUUUUUCUCCAACUAUUCAGAACUGGACUAACUUUCUCUUUUGUGAACUUUACAUUUUUUGUUUUUAUUUUUUUGUUCUUCUAGUACUCACUAGUUUAUUUCGUAGAUACAGUUAGUAAUAAUUAUAGUAUUCUGCUUACAGAGAUGCAUGUUUCAAAUAGCUGGUAUCUAUUAUAAUAAGCCUUGUUAUUCUAUUCUAUUUACCCUCAGAAUUUAUUUUUGUCAGUAACCAUUUUAGAAAUACUUACUGCUGGUACAGUCGUACUCAAUAUAUUUGUUUGUAUAUGAUUUUCAUUAGAAUAUGUAUACACUAGCAUCCAUCUACAAAUCGCAGCCUCUGGCAAGGCUGUCUGAAUGCAGUAUAAUAGGCUACUAUUAUGUGGUUGGUACGGGAUGCUUUGGCAUAGACGCAUGACUGAAUAGUCAACAUUUAACAUGUAGACCAGUCCUGUCUUAGAGUUGACUAUCUUCACCAUAAUGCAGUUUAGUUGUGGUUUUAUUUAUUCCAAUCUGAUGUUUAGUUGAAUACUGUUGAAUACAUUUUGACUAACUUUUCUUUUGUUAAAUUGACUCUCAAUGAGCAUGUCUACUUGAUAUUCUUCACUUUGUAAAGUGUAAUGUUUAUUUCCCCUAAAUGAAAAUGCUGAUGACUUCACCCACAUGUAUCAUGGCUGGCCUUGAACGAAAGCCUUGGCAUGAACAUUCCACCAUCACUACCCAGCUUAAUAUUUUUGUUGUUGUAUAAAAUAAGAUCUGGUAAGAGUAAGCUUUGAGGAAAGAGGGAUAGGUUCUCCUACAUUUGUGGUGUUUCUAUAGUGUAAACUGUAUGGGACUUUAAAAAACAUUAACAGAAUCAAGGGGAGUAGCAGAACAUCUAAAGUACUUUAUAGAGGCAGUAUGAGGAUGAAUGACCUUUCUGUAGUGUUUUCCAUUUCCUUUAGUAAACAUGAGUUAACACUGAUAGAAAAUUGUAUAGUGCAUUGAGAUUGUUUUAGUCAGCUCUUUGUGAAAAAAUUAUAUUAUAUUUACUUGCAUCCUAUAUUCUACACUGUUUUGAAAAUGACUAUAAACUCAUAUUCCCGGUUUAUUUUUUACUUUGAUACCGAAAGACUAUCAUUGCGCCGUGCGUAAUGAUCCUAGAGAAUGUUUUUAAACAGAACAAUGUACUCAUGAUAUGUAGCCAUUGGAUAUUCAUGAUCCUCUAACCAUGCAUUUGUAUCUAUCAAAAAAGUUGAUCUUUUUCCAGAGUUGUCUGAGGUUUGAUAAGUGCAGGAACACCAGUCGUUCUAAGAAUAAGGCUCUCUUGGCAUGAUGUCAGGGUGACAUUACUGCUGCAGGUUCUCUGCUUGUUUCUGUACCGCAGUGGAACUGUAAGGGUUUAUCACAAGUUGAAUCUCAGUGAUAUGUUGGGGUUUAAUGUUCCAACGUUAUUUAAUUGGUAUUUGACUGCUUGUGCCUCUAAACAACAAGUUGCAGGAACUAACUCCUCCACUUGUCUCUUAACAUGGGAAACUGCAUUGCCUUAGACGGUUUGUUAAUCUGUAUUUUGUUCAUUUUUGGUCUUAUUUCUCCAGAAGAAUAUACCACUGUUUUUUUUAAAUUUGAUUUGUCCUAAAUAAACUUUAAAUGCUCUAUCACA